Molecule: messenger RNA, 492 nt
Organism: Symbiodinium sp. CCMP2592
Lineage: Eukaryota; Dinophyceae; Suessiales; Symbiodiniaceae
Source: the annotation of a GenBank genome assembly
AUGUGGCAGACGUGGGAGCCAAGGUGCCCAAGGACGGGCAAGCGCGAGCCUUCUGGUUUGCCCUGGGCUAUUUGGGCUGAUGGUGGGACCACGUCCACCAUGCGGAAGGAGGCCGCCAAAGCUUUUUUGCCCUCUCGCCGGACGGGUCCCACACUUCGCCGGGGCCAUGGCCAAGUCGCAAUCAGUGGCAAGGGCCGAUUGCUUGGAGGCCCCCCUUUCCCCUGCAAGGCGCGUGCAGUGACCAGUACCACGGAGUCCUUCGCAGCUUCACGCCCCGAUGGGUCCGUGGUUACUUGGGGAGGCCAUCCGGGGCCAGAGCUGAAGAGUAUCUUCAGCAUUUGCGCCACCGAAACCACGUUCGCGGCUCUUCGCGAUGAUGGCACCGUCAUCGUGUGGAGCUGCGGUGAAGAGGGCAGGGUCGGCCUCGAGCACCCGGCGCUGGACGUCCGAGCUGAUGACUUUGCUUUCUACAUUACGGACGUCUACGGGCAG